Molecule: messenger RNA, 1346 nt
Organism: Podospora pseudocomata
Lineage: Eukaryota; Fungi; Ascomycota; Sordariomycetes; Sordariales; Podosporaceae
Gene: RBT7
Product: Ribonuclease T2 precursor (RNase T2)
Exons: 3
Coding region: 164-1045 (293 amino acids)
Biological process (GO): RNA catabolic process
Cellular component (GO): extracellular region
Molecular function (GO): RNA binding; ribonuclease T2 activity
Source: RefSeq, a predicted model, not a curated record
CCUGACAACGGGGAGCACAUGAUGCGACACAGCCCACCGCCUCCAGCAGAAGACAUGUUGUAUCAUUGCGCCAACAUCAUCUGCAUUGCUUGAUACUUGUUCAUCAUUAACAUUCAAACCACCAUUGAAUUGACAACUGUUGCCCAUUAGCAACACUUGCACCAUGGCGCCCUCUCUGCGCGACAUCGUCUCACAAGCCACGAGCUUCAUCUCCCAACUCCCACUCGGCGGCGGCAGUGAUAGCUUCCAACCACCGAGCGAUGUCUCCUUCUACGAUCCCAUCACCAGCGGCCCAUCAUGUCCCAUCGAUGGCCCGGUGAGCUGCCACAACAGCACACCGAUUGCAGAGCCCAACUCGUGUUGCUUUGUCUACCCCGGCGGCAAGAUCCUCCUCACGCAGUUCUGGGAUCAGCAAAUCCAUGCUGGGGGCGCUGAGGAGGACUGGACUCUUCACGGGCUAUGGCCCGACCUCUGCGAUGGCACCUACGACCAGUUCUGCAACAUGACUCCGCAGUACCACAACAUCACUGCCGUUCUAGAGCAGCACGGUCAGCAUGAACUCGUUCAGUUCAUGGAUCGGUAUUGGCUGGCAUCCUCGGGACCAAACUCCAGACUGUGGGAGCACGAGUUCAACAAGCACGGCACAUGCAUCAACACUCUUGCCCCUGCGUGCUAUGGCGACUCGCAUAAACCGGGGCUGGAGGUGGUUGAUUACUUUCAGCGUGCUGCCGCCCUCUUUCGGACGCUGGAUACCUACCACGCUCUUCAAACCGCCGGGAUCGUCCCCCACCCGAGGAAGCACUACCCUCUUGCUGAUGUCCAGGCUGCUCUGGAGAAGUACAGUGGCGGGAAAGUGGUGCUCCGCUGCGGUGGACGUCGCGAUGUGCUCCACGAGGCCUGGUAUGUCUACUUUAUCAGGGGCAGUUUGCAGACCGGAGACUUCAUUCCGGCUCAGGACCGCGGUGGCAAGGAGGAAGACGCUGGCAACUGUGCCCCUUGGAUCAAGUACCUGCCCAAGAGGCACCCAAGAGGAGCGGACUUGUAAGAGGUAAUAGAUAAUGUGUUGAUCAGAGGGGGGGGUGGGGGCUUGGGGGUUUGGUUGGGUUCGGCGUUGCUCGGCGUCUUUGCUUCUUGGUUUAUGGAUUUCCCUGCUUGAUUACUUGUUAUAGACUUGGGCUGUUUGCUGAGCGCCUUUGUAGACAGCGUCUGUCAGAUUCGGACUGGAUCACCCGGCUGCUCCUAUGUGGUGGUCUGGGGAUGGGUUGGUCGUCUAGAAUAUUUGGGACUGGUGUGUGUACACCGCAGAUAUAUGCACAUGAUAACGAUACAUACCUUGUUGAAGAGAG